AUGUCUGAGGCAAGCGAAAUCCAGCGGCAGCAAUGCCUUGAGCACUUGAAGGGCAUAUUACAACAGCUUCAGUUUGCUGAAACAGCGGCUCGUUCUCUUUUGCAAGGUCUACAGAACGGCCCGGUCUUCAGCGUCCCCGACACUGCCGAGUUUGAUGGCAGCCAUCUUCCUCCUUUGGGACCUGGUACAUCCCUCGCAUAUGUUACUCGUGACAACUACGAGGAAUUUGAGAAGGCAUACCUCCGAGCUGCUGAAGAGAGCGAGGCCGGAGAGAUUUAUUGCAUUAUGGCGACGGCGGACAACAUGCAGGGGCUUACCACAAGGGUAGUCGAUACCUCCUUCAUCCAAAAGGCUGAAGAUAGCAAUCUUCAGAUGUCAGCCGAGGAUGUCACUGGCGCUGGUGACGAGGAGGCGGGAAACGAAGCUCCCAAGAACAAACGGGAGCAAGUUGCAGACUGGUGGUGGUGA
Clonostachys rhizophaga is the source of this 468-nucleotide messenger RNA. The record is from the annotation of a GenBank genome assembly. Lineage: Eukaryota; Fungi; Ascomycota; Sordariomycetes; Hypocreales; Bionectriaceae.